Molecule: messenger RNA, 2247 nt
Organism: Cornus florida
Lineage: Eukaryota; Viridiplantae; Streptophyta; Magnoliopsida; Cornales; Cornaceae
Product: ABC transporter G family member 26
Exons: 9
Coding region: 1-2064 (687 amino acids)
Cellular component (GO): membrane
Molecular function (GO): ATP hydrolysis activity; ATP binding; ABC-type transporter activity
Source: RefSeq, a predicted model, not a curated record
AUGGAGAUGGAGAGACAAGAUGAAAUUCAAGACCUUGCAUUGUCCCUUCCAACCAUGGGUUCUUUGCAUAUUGCAGGGAGCAAUGCCUUUGGUCACAACAUUGAGUUCAUGUCUCAAACCUACCUUGGGAAUAGGAACUCUCAGAUUGAUAUUGAAGAUGAUACUUCAAUGACAAACAAAGAUCACCCUCUUCCUAUAUUUCUCAAGUUUGAAGAUGUGGAAUAUAAGGUGAGAAUUAGCCAAUCUUCUCCUACCAACCCUGUGAAGGCAGUAGUGUCAAAGGUGGCCUCACAGCUGAACAUGGAACAAGAUAAUUACAAGCAGAUAUUGAAGGGUAUAACAGGAAGUAUUGGCCCUGGGGAAAUUCUUGCUCUGAUGGGCCCUUCCGGUAGCGGGAAAACUACAUUACUAAAGAUUAUAGGAGGGAGGUUACAUGAAAAUGUUAAAGGAACUAUAACUUACAACGACAUUGCUUAUAAUCCAGCUCUUAAGAGGAGGAUUGGAUUUGUGUCACAAGAUGAUGUGCUCUUCCCACAACUGACAGUGGAAGAAACCUUAGUUUUUGCUGCAUUUUUAAGGCUUCCGAGCAGUAUGAGCCGAAGACAAAAAUACGAAAGAGUACAGAUGAUCAUUAAGGAAUUAGGCCUUGAAAGAUGCCGUCACACGCGAAUAGGAGGAGGAUUUAUUAAAGGGAUAUCCGGGGGAGAGAGAAAAAGAACCAGUAUAGGGCAUGAAAUUCUUGUUGAUCCUUCGCUAUUAUUGCUCGAUGAACCAACUUCAGGACUUGAUUCUACCUCUGCAAAUAGACUUCUUCAGAUUCUUCAAGGAGUUUCGAAGGCAGGAAGGACGAUAAUCACAACGAUCCACCAGCCCUCGAGCAGGAUGUUUCACAUGUUUGACAAGGUUCUGUUGAUAUCAGAAGGCUACCCAAUGUACUAUGGUAAUGCUAGAGGCUCCAUGGAGUACUUCUCGUCUCUGAGAUUCGUCCCAGAAAUAGCAAUGAAUCCUGCUGAGUUCUUGUUGGAUUUAGCAACCGGACAAGUGAAUGACAUUAGGGUCCCGGAAGAUUUACAUGCACCACAAGACACUGCUGAAUGUGAGAGGGUUGUUAUCAAAUAUCUACAACUCAAAUACAAAAUUGAAUUGGAGCCAAAAGAAAAGGAGGAGAAUCAUCGGACAGCAGAAACAGCAGAGCAUCUUCGCUUAGCAGUUCAGAUUAAGAAGGAUUGGACUAUUACUUGGUGGGAACAAUUCAGGAUAUUGUCCAAGAGAACAUUUAAAGAGAGAUGGAGAGACUACUUUGAUAGGCUAAGACUAAUUCAAGCACUUGGCGUGGCGGUCUUAUUAGGUCUUCUUUGGUGGAAGUCCACAACUAAGACUGAGGCUCAACUACGAGAUCAGGUUGGUUUGAUGUUCUACAUCUGCAUUUUCUGGACAUCUUCGUCGUUAUUUGGAGCUGUGUACGUCUUCCCAUUUGAGAAGAUCUAUUUGGUGAAAGAGAGGAAGGCAGAUAUGUACAGGUUAAGCGUGUACUACGCGUGCAGCACCAUGUGUGACAUGGUGGCUCAUGUUUUCUAUCCUACCAUUUUCAUGGCCAUUGUAUACUUUAUGGCUGGCUUCAAGAGAACAAUCCCUACCUUCUUCUCAACAUUGGCAGCAAUAUUGUUAAUCGCUAUUACAAGCCAAGGGGCCGGAGAACUCUUUGGAGCUGCAGUUCUGAGUAUUAAAAGGGCCGGGAUGAUUGCUUCUCUCAUACUAAUGCUCUUUCUCCUUACCGGAGGUUACUAUGUUCAGCACAUACCACCGUUUAUGCAGUGGCUGAAGUACCUAUCUUUCAUGUUCUAUGGCUUUAGACUCUUGUUGAAGGUGCAAUAUUCCGGAGAUGAACUGUACGAGUGUGAAAGCAAAGGAGGAUGCAGAACUCUGCAGAGUUCACCCUCAUUUGACACGGUGAACUUGAAUGGUGGAUUGAAGGAAGUUUGGGUCCUAUUGGCCAUGGCACUAGGUUACCGGUUUUGUGCUUACCUUUGCCUUCGAAGAAAGAUCAACGUAUGCCAUCUUUGAACAACUAAUUUGGUGUCACAAAAUGGAAAGCCAUUUUCCUAGAGAUUCUACCUUGGUGACUUCCCUUUUUAUUUUAUUCAAUGAUACAAUUGCAACUAUUAUUGAUGUAAUUUAAGUGAUUUUUUUUUUUUUUUUUUUUUUUUUUUUUUUUCCCGAAUCUGUAGAAGUUCCAAUUUCUUUGUA